Messenger RNA from Quercus lobata, 1194 nucleotides. Its product is annotated as 50S ribosomal protein L21, mitochondrial-like. The record is from RefSeq and is a predicted model, not a curated record. The coding region runs from base 215 to 754 and encodes 179 amino acids. The transcript is spliced from 5 exons. Lineage: Eukaryota; Viridiplantae; Streptophyta; Magnoliopsida; Fagales; Fagaceae.
UCAAAUCUUGGUUGACUGAAGUGUUUAGGGGAGAUGGACCUUGCCACCUUGGUUAUUAAGGUGGCCUUUUGCGGACUGAAAAAAGGAAAGAAGAAAAACCCUUUUGCUAAAAGCCCGUAAAACCCUUCUCCUCUACACUACAGUGUGUACGAAAAACCCCAAAGCAGCAAUUGAUACACAGUCACAGACACAGACACAGUAGUAAUACAAUACAAUGGCCAUCACCAUCAGAUUGAAACACUGGCAAACUGCCCUUACUCACCAUGGCGCGUCCCUACUCUCCUGCCUUCAGACCCAAACCCAAACUCCCUCUCGCUCCCUAUGCUCUCUUCUUUCACCCACCAAUUCUGAGGAGGAUCAGAAACGGGGACAGAAUGAGGAGCAAAAGGAAAUGUUUCGCAUGAAUUACAAAGUCGAUGCCGCUUCUCAUGACACCCGUCAGCCUUUCAAGCCUUCUGUUUUUUUCUAUAUUGGGAAUCAGGGUCAUGAAGCUAGCGUAGGGGAUUUUAUAUUCACGGAAAGACUUAAAUAUGUUGAUGUCAAAGACAAGGUGGAAUUCACCAAGGUUGGCUUAGUUUCACUAAAAAGGAAGCUUUUCUUGCGUCACCCACUCCAACGCUUGCUGCAGAAUGCAUAUGUUAAGACAGUAGUUGAGGCUCAUGUUCAAGAGUUCGGAAAGGAUUUCACUAAGUUGAGAGUUGUUGAUUUUGGCUUCUUAGAUGACGAAGGCAGAAAAAAAAACCUCAAGUUUUGAGGGAACUUUUAAACAAUUCAUGGUGGAAGUUAGGGCAUGUGUUGGGGCAGAACUCAGAAGACAAAGGCAAAUGCUUUUAAUCUUGAAUAUUGCAGCCUUGCUUACACCUCUGGUUAUCCUAAUGUAUUCCAGAUUUAUAUUUCAUUUAAAUUAUGUCUCAUUCCCUGCCUACUAGUUAGAGAAUAGAAACAACUUUGUGUUUGGUUUAAAACGUAUAGUAUUUUAGGUGUAAUAUGUCAGAUUUCUUAAUUGAAUUCAAAUACUUGUAUGCAUUGAUUUUAAUUUUCCUUGAAUAAGAAAACACUAUUUAUAUUUUAUUGGUUAGCAUAAUAACCAUUGUAACGCAUAUCCUUAGAGUUGAGUAAAUUCCUUAUAGAUUUAGAAGAGUAUAAGGCAUCAUCAAUAAAAAGUUUAGUGUCUUUGGGCACUAUAAUAUUUUA